AGCGCGAGAGGUUUUGUAGCUGGCUGGAGGCGCCGCGGUUUCUCCGUUUCCCCCCCUUGUUUUGUUUGGGUCGCACCCGGAUCCACGCGUGUUUUGUUUGGGGGGGGGCCGCGCUCCCCGGAUCCACGAGCGUUUUGCUCCAUCCCCCCCUUCCAGGUUGUUUUUUUUUGAAGGGCGCUUUGUUUGGGUCGCGCGCCCGGAUCCACGCGUGUUUCCGGAUCCACGCGUGUUUUUUUUUCUUCCUUUCUUUCGUUCUCUCUCCUGGCUGGCUCGCCAUGGCCAACUCCGGGCUGCAGCUGCUGGGCUUCGUGCUGGCCCUGCUGGGCUGGGUGGCGCUGAUCGCGGCCACCAUCCUGCCUCAGUGGCGCAUGUCGUCCUACGCGGGGGACAAUAUCAUCACCUCCGUGGCGGUCUACCAGGGGCUGUGGAUGUCCUGCGCCUGGCAGAGCACGGGGCAGAUCCAGUGCAAAGCCUACGACUCCAUCCUCAACCUCAACUCUGCUCUCCAGGCCACGCGGGCGCUCAUGGUGGUCUCCAUCGUGAUGGGCGUCGUGGGCAUUGGCGUCGCCUCCAUGGGCAUGAAGUGCACCCGCUGCGGGGGGGACAACAAGGUGCAGAAGGCGCGAAUCGCCAUGACCGGGGGGCUCGUCUUCGUGGUGGGAGGUUUAGCGGCGCUGAUCGCCUGUUCCUGGUACGGAAACCAGAUCGUGCAAGAUUUCUACAAUGUCACGGUACCUAUGAACGCCAAGUAUGAAUUUGGAUCGGCGAUCUUCAUCGGCUGGGCUGGGUCGGCCCUGGUGCUGCUGGGCGGGGGUCUCCUGUCCUGCUCCUGCCCUGGGAAAUCGGGGUACAACCAGCAGUACCCCAAAAGCAAAGCCGCUUCCCGGCCCCCCACCAACAAGGAAUACGUCUAGCGCCCUGAUCGGAGGCCAGCUCUGCGGCCCGGACCCCUUUCUGCCGUCAAUAUCCCGGCGCCUGCGAAGGGGGUUAACCCCUUGCAUUGGGGGGGUACCCCCACUUAGGAAUAUCGGGGUGCUCCCGAACUCCACACGGAUGUUUUUAAAAGCAUCCAUGCCCAUUGCGAUUUGGUUUCUACCUUCCCACGUUUUUUGGGGUAUAGGGAGGAUUUUUGGGGGUGCCAUGUGCUUGGGGGAGGGUUAACUGAGUAAGGGGGUACCCCUAAAUUCUGUUCAGAGUAGCUGAUUGCGGGGGGAGAGGGUGGGUUUUCAUUUUAUAAGUGGGGGAGGGUUUUUUAAGAGCACCCCAAAACCGGAUAUACCCGUCUAAAGGAUUUCUUAUGGGGUGUGUGUAUUCUGCCGGACGUUGGAGAAAUCAGCUCAGAGAUUUUCUUCCUUUUUAGCUGGGGUUAAACCCCUAUAUAACUGACCCCAUCUGUCUCUGAAGAGGGGGAGAUCCCCGCCCUGAAAUCUUACAAUCUGCCCUUAAAAUGCACCCCCCCCUUUAAGAAUCUCGCCCCAUAAUCGCUAUGGUGGAAUUGUAUUUUAUUUUUUAUUUUUAUUGUGAGCAGGAGUUUAAUUGGAGGGGUGGGGGGGAAUGACCAAUGUCGUUAUUUAAAAAGCACUCCCGCUCGUUAGGGGGUUUUUAACGAAUGAUCUGUGCGUGGCUGGGAUUCGUGUGGUCUUUGUCCUCUUUUGUACAGAAAUUAAAACCUGUGUGUUUUGGAAAGAC
This is a messenger RNA of Mauremys reevesii (Reeves's turtle), 1689 nucleotides long. It is a transcript of the gene CLDN7, whose product is annotated as claudin 7. The record is from RefSeq and is a predicted model, not a curated record. Gene Ontology annotation, biological process: cell adhesion; bicellular tight junction assembly. The coding region runs from base 276 to 914 and encodes 212 amino acids. NCBI's taxonomy places the organism in Eukaryota, Metazoa, Chordata, Testudines, Geoemydidae. Gene Ontology annotation, molecular function: structural molecule activity. The transcript is spliced from 4 exons. Gene Ontology annotation, cellular component: bicellular tight junction; plasma membrane.